This is a messenger RNA of Cladophialophora yegresii CBS 114405, 1647 nucleotides long. RefSeq names its product molecular chaperone DnaJ. Gene Ontology annotation, biological process: response to heat; protein refolding. Bases 1 to 1647 code for a protein of 548 amino acids. The transcript is spliced from 2 exons. Gene Ontology annotation, molecular function: heat shock protein binding; ATP binding. The record is from RefSeq and is a predicted model, not a curated record. Gene Ontology annotation, cellular component: cytoplasm. Lineage: Eukaryota; Fungi; Ascomycota; Eurotiomycetes; Chaetothyriales; Herpotrichiellaceae.
AUGAGCGUUAUAGCAACUCCGACCGCACUGGGCGGGACCGCUCCCUUGCGAUCACUCUUGAGGACAACGUCGCAGUGUCCCCGACAACGGAAUAGUUUUACUCGGAAAGCCCAAACUAGACGAUUUUACGACUCUGCCGCCCCGAAGAGACCGGUACCGCAGCGCUCGUCCUCAGCGUCUCCCCGAUGUCCGUCGCAUCACAGACGGCCGUUUUCUGCGACCCCGGCCUUCCAGGCCACGAAAGAUCCUUAUGCGACCCUGGGCGUGGGAAAGAAUGCUACGGCUCCUGAGAUCAAGAAGGCGUACUACGCCCUGGCGAAGAAAUACCACCCUGAUACCAACAAAGACCCGGGCGCGAAAGAGAAAUUCACCGACGCCCAGUCAGCAUACGAACUUUUGAAUGACCCCCAGAAGAAAGCGGCCUACGAUCAGUUUGGCGCUGCUGCAUUCGAUCAAGGCGCGGGAUUCGACCCUUCCGCUGGUGGUGGAAAUCCUUUCGCAGGCGCCGGGGGAGGAAAUCCCUUCUCUGGGUUCGGCGGAGGUUUCGGUGCCGAGUUCAAUUUCGAAGAUUUGUUUGGCGCAUUUACUGGCGGCGGUCGCCGUGGCCGGAGGGGAGGCGGGCCUUUCCAAGAAGAGAUCUUGGUGGGCGAAAAUAUUGAAGUCCAGACAAAUAUAUCUUUCAUGGAUGCGGCGAAAGGAGUGAGUAAGAAUAUCACCAUUACCCCGCUGGUACAGUGCGGGACGUGCAAAGGAGAUGGGAUGAAGCAGGGAUCUUCGAGACAGACAUGCAAACGAUGCAAUGGUACGGGCACAAGAGUCCAUGUGAUGCAGGCCGGCUUCCAGAUGGCCUCUACGUGUGAUACAUGUAACGGGACCGGAACCGUGGUGCCCAGGGGAUCUGAGUGCAACACAUGCUCCGGUAACGGUGUGGUUCGGAAGAGGGAGACUGUUGAAGUCGACAUUCCCGGCGGAGUCGAGGAUGGAAUGCGCCUGCGGGUCGCAGGUUCUGGUGACUAUCCUCCCACCGGCCUAUCAGCAAACCCCAAACUUCGAACACAGCGCGGCGACCUGUACGUCUUCAUUCGGGUGGCACCAGAUGCGCGGUUCAGCCGAAACGGAGCAGACAUUCUCUACACUGCGUCGAUACCACUGACCACGGCGCUGCUUGGUGGUGAGGUGAUGGUACCCACGCUAGACGGUGAGGUCAGAGUCAAAGUAGCCACGGGCACGUCGACAAACGAUCGGAUCACACUUGGUGGUAUGGGCAUGAAGAGGCUCGGUGGCCGUGGUGCUGGCUCGUCUGGCGAUCUGCGGGUGGAGUUCAAGGUACAAAUGCCCAAGUACCUGACUGCCAACCAGCGGACGAUCAUUGAAAUGCUGGCGGAUGAGAUGGGCGACAAGACGGCCAAGAGGAUCAUGAAUGUGGGCCGGUACAAAGACCAAGACAAGCAAGCACCUGGAAACGACAGCCCUGCAUCGAAGCCGUCCGAGAAGAGAGCGGACCACAAGAACGAGGGAUUCUUGAAAUCUGCCUGGCACAAGCUCACUCACCAGCAUGAUAAUCUGGAGUCCGACAAGCCUGGAAAGGAGAGCAAAGCGGAGCAGCACGAGGAUAACGAACCCGAGAAGGCGUCUGGGUCUGGCUAA